Mya arenaria is the source of this 2561-nucleotide messenger RNA. RefSeq names its product heat shock 70 kDa protein 12A-like. The coding region runs from base 70 to 1206 and encodes 378 amino acids. Gene Ontology annotation, molecular function: ATP binding; ATP-dependent protein folding chaperone. The transcript is spliced from 4 exons. The record is from RefSeq and is a predicted model, not a curated record. NCBI's taxonomy places the organism in Eukaryota, Metazoa, Mollusca, Bivalvia, Myida, Myidae.
AUUUCUUCUGACAAACUGGUCAUAGCAUUGGAGCCAGAAGCCGCAGCAGUUUACUGUCGAUUUUUACCGAUGGAAAAUAGUGACCAAGAGGGUUCACUGUCUACAUUAAAAACAGGGAGCAAAGUCCUUGUUGUUGAUGCAGGAGGCGGCACGGUUGAUAUAGCUGUCCAAGAGCUAGCAGAGAACGGUUCGUUGAAGAACAUCUUCAAAGCCAGUGGCGGUGACUGGGGCGGGACAAAGGUCGACGAGGCUUAUUUGAGGUUUUUAGAAGACAUUAUAGGAAAGGACUCCAUUGACGAAUUUAAACGAUCCUAUAUUGAAGACUACAUGUUUAUGAGUCGCCACUUCGAAAUGAAAAAGCGAGAAGUUGACCCACUGAAUAGUGAUAAACCGGUGGUGUUCAGAAUUUCAGCAACGUUACCACAAUUAGUGAAGCAAAGUAAAGGCAAGGAGAUACACGACCUAAUCAAUGACUCUACAUUUAAAAACAAGGUGUCAAUAAAAGCCGACAAAUUAAAAGUCGAUAUGGAUGUAGUGAAGAACUUUUUCAAGAUCCAAAUUGACGCUAUAGUUGACCACGUUUCCAAUCUGCUUGACCAAUCAACCAUAGGUGAUAUAGAAGCAAUUGUUUUAGUUGGAGGAUUUAACAAUUGUCUUUUACUCAAACAAGCAAUAAAGUCAAAGUUUGACAAACAUUCAAUCGUCGUCCCAAAUGAUCCAGACCUUGCAGUCUUGAAGGGGGCCGUGAUAUUUGGACAUAAACCAGAGCUGAUUUCCCAGCGAGUGAGCAAAUACACCUAUGGCGUAAAGUUGAGGGCGAAUUUUAAUGAACAUGUUCACAGAAAAUCUUAUAAGGUUAUAGCCAAGAACGGAGAUGCUCACUGCGAAAACGUCUUUGAUAAACAUAGCACAGCUAUGAAGUGCCUCAUUGUUGGAGAAGAACACGUUGAAAAAAGCUACUAUCCACAGGAAUCAAGCAAUACCGUUCUAUGCUUUAAAUUUUAUUACACCCUUGAUCCAGAUCCGAUGUACGUUACCGACGAAGGUUGUCAUUUUGCAGGUAAAUUGGAAGUUCCAAUUGAAGGAAGUGGAUUUGCCCGAUCGGUUAAAGUACGGAUGAUUUACGGAGGGACAGAGAUAGAGGUCGAGGCUACUGAGGCCGCUACUAGGAAAGUGCAUCGCCUAAAAAUUGAUUUCUUGAGAUAAACGUUCGUACAAAUAAAAAACGUAUCUUAAAAGUGUAAUAUGUUUGUUUAUGUUAAGGUUGUUCCAGACGUCUUAGGAACUUUCAAACAGAUCUUGGACCAGUUUAUUAAAAUUAAACAGUUGUUAUGAAAGUAUGUACUGAACUGAAUUAUCAAACAAUAAAUAUAUGGAAACUGAAAAUGAAUCCAUUUGUGUAGCAGUUUACAAAAUUAAAGUUUUAGAGCAUGCGACAGAGGGAAAUAGUUGCUGUACAUACCUCUUAGAAUGCAUGAUAUAUGAAAAUAUAUUACCUGCAUAUUCAAUUUGAUGUUCAUAAAUUAUUAUCUAAUUUGGUCAAAAUAGUACUAAUUCUAUUUUUAAUUCGAUUUGUUGUAACAACCAUUGCAUUGAAAAAUCAAAGUAAUCUUAGUUUUGUUUGGAAAAGUUUUUUCUGUCUUUUCGGAAAUGUUAUGUCUCGAAACCUCACUUUUUUAGGAAAGUAUUCAAUUUGUUUAUGCCGAAAUAUUGACCCUGAACGUGUCAGUAACCAGUAAACAUCCUGACAUGUUAUCAAAUAUCAUAUCUAUAUAAAAGGCUUGAUAUUUUGAUACAUGUGUGAUCAGUCUGUGGUGUUGAGAAUGUUGCGUGUCUUUCGUUUAGUAACUGUUUCCUUUAGCCUUUCAACAUGUUCUUCGUUAGAUUUUCGGCUACUGGGCUUGUCCCUGCAGUUUCUUGUAUGUUCAUCGAUAGUCCAAUUUAAUGAGGUUAUGGUUGUGUUUGUUGUUGUUUUAAUUGUUGAUGUUGUUCUGACUGUUGUUGUUGUUAUUUUUUGUUGCUGUGAUUGAUUAUCCCAUAAAACAGUCCUUUAAUAUUAACAUGAUACCCUUUUAAAUACAUUGAAUCAGUUUAUCUCAGUUCUUUGUUAUUCCACAUGUGUGCUCUUUUUAAUGGUGCAUUAUAUUCAUGUAUUUAUAUAUUCAUCAGUUUAUCUCAAAUCCUUGUUACUCUAUGCUUUUAUUCAUAGAAUACUAAAUUCUUGCGUCUUUAAUUAUAUACAAUUUACAACUUUCUCAAAUUUAGAAACGCAACUUUUUCACCACAGUGUAUCAAUUUUCGCCUAUUACUACCUAUUUUCUCUAUUGUUGUAACAAAAAAUAUAUCCCCAAUCUCAAUUCGACAAAAAAUAGCGAUUGGGAAAGGGGGAACAAACCAUUGAAACUUGAAACACGACUCCCUUCUUUAUCAUAGUUUAUAUAAAACAUUAAAAUAUAUCUCCCUAAGACCGUAAAUGAAAUAUACGAUCUCUAAAACAUUUUAUGAGACAGACAUAGAAGUGGCGAAAAAUUAUGUAGCUUUGACUUUUCCAAGAAAGAUUA